AUGUAUGCACAUUGUGAUACUACUGUUGCAGAUUUGUUGGGAUCUUCUAGGAGUGAGCCUUAUAAUGCGACGCUAUAUGAUCACCGACCGUUUAAAGUGAAUGAUGAUGAUUAUGAUCGUAUAUGUCGCAUCCCCCGGAAGAAGGGUGCGAGUUUCAGAAACCUGAAAGGGGUUCGAGUGAAUCCUGCUGAUAAUACAGUUUAUUUUGAUCCUGAUGUAAAGAGAGUAUUAUUGAAGUCAGGCAAUCCUUUGGUUCCUGAUUAUGCUAUGUCAUUCAAAGAAGGGAAAUCAUCCAAACCGUUUGGACGCAAGCAAGAUUGGGUGCUGACAGUACGUGAAAAUGCAAGAUUGCAAGGCUUUCCUGAUUAUUAUAAGCUCUGCUGGCCACUAAAAGAAAGAUACAUGCAAGUUGGAAAUGCGGUAGCAGUUCUUGUGGCACGUCCCCUUGGAUACGCGUUAGGCCGCGCUUUCAUUGGUAGUGUAGAUGAUAGUUCAAUGUUUGAGUUUCCCCCCGGCUUUCCUAACUAUUUGGAAGCAUUACCUUCUCCUUAG
This is a messenger RNA of Argentina anserina (silverweed cinquefoil), 552 nucleotides long. RefSeq names its product DNA (cytosine-5)-methyltransferase 1-like. The coding region runs from base 1 to 552 and encodes 183 amino acids. The record is from RefSeq and is a predicted model, not a curated record. Lineage: Eukaryota; Viridiplantae; Streptophyta; Magnoliopsida; Rosales; Rosaceae. Gene Ontology annotation, cellular component: nucleus. Gene Ontology annotation, biological process: negative regulation of gene expression via chromosomal CpG island methylation. Gene Ontology annotation, molecular function: DNA (cytosine-5-)-methyltransferase activity; DNA binding. The transcript is spliced from 7 exons.